Messenger RNA from Oryzias latipes (Japanese medaka), 637 nucleotides. NCBI's taxonomy places the organism in Eukaryota, Metazoa, Chordata, Actinopteri, Beloniformes, Adrianichthyidae. The record is from RefSeq and is a predicted model, not a curated record.
GAAGUUCCAUAGUUUAACUUUUAGCUCAACUGUUGGACACUUUUAGACCUCUGCAAAUGUACGCACCGCCAGUGGAUUUGUCUUUUAAUGAAAUAAGCAGCCUGACAGAUGCACUCUCUAAGGUACCCCGCAGAGGCCGGCGCCCCUUAAAGCCUAACUCCCAGGGCAAGUACCUGAGCCGUUCUCUGCGUCUCAGCAACAACAGCAUCGCUGAUGUGUCCAACCUCCAGUGUGUCCUCAGCCAUUUCCUGGUUCAACCCACAAGCAUCGGCUGGCUGGACCUAUCAUUUAACAAAAUAACUUCCAUAAACAUAGUUCUGAGUGAGCUGCAGGAACUGCGUGUGCUGUAUCUUCAUGGUAACAAAAUCAGUAACCUGGCAGACGUUGACAUACUUGGACAACUGAUGAAUCUGCACACAAUCACCUUGCAUGGAAACCCCAUAGCAUACAUGGAAGACUACAGGAAUCGUGUGAUUUUCACUUUGCCUCACCUGAAGAGGAUGGAUUUCAGUGCCGUGACACCCCAGGAUCACAUCUGGGCAAAUGAUUUGAGCUGCCGCCUAAAGAGAAGAUCAAGCACAUGAACGAUCUUGUCAUUAUUCGAAGCUUGUCUUAAAUAAAAUGCAGAUAGAAGUAC